This is a messenger RNA of Nicotiana tabacum (common tobacco), 459 nucleotides long. Lineage: Eukaryota; Viridiplantae; Streptophyta; Magnoliopsida; Solanales; Solanaceae. The record is from RefSeq and is a predicted model, not a curated record.
AUGGUUGUGGUGAAGCUCGAUGUAAAUGUUAAAGUGUCGGGCUGUGUCGCUCAAAUAUUGAGUGACUUUGUUGAUGUGAUUCCACCAGAAUUUCCUAAGAAUUUUCCACCACGAAGGGCUAUUGAUCACAAGAUAGAGUUGUUGUCGGGUUCAAUGCCUCCUGCUCAACCUCCUUAUCGGAUGGUACGGAUAGCUGAAGGUGAUGAGUCUAAAACUACAUGUGGUACGAGGUAUGGCUCAUAUGAAUUCCUUGUUAUACCGUUCGGGUUGACAAAUGCCCCUGCUACUUUUUGCAACCUGAUGCAUGAUGUGUUGCAUGAAUAUUUGGAUGACUUUGUCGUUGUCUAUUUAGACGACAUUAUCGUCUAUAGUCAGACCUUGGAUAAACAUAUGUCAUACUUGAUUAAGGUGUUGUCUCUUUUGAGGGAGUACCAGCUUUAUGUAAAAAUGGAAGUGUGA